Molecule: messenger RNA, 1204 nt
Organism: Panicum virgatum (switchgrass)
Lineage: Eukaryota; Viridiplantae; Streptophyta; Magnoliopsida; Poales; Poaceae
Product: GTPase activating protein 1-like
Exons: 4
Coding region: 385-876 (163 amino acids)
Source: RefSeq, a predicted model, not a curated record
UUUCUCCACCUGUCCUCCAAGAUGGGCAGCCGCUCCUUCUCCUGUCUCGGCGACCCGCCGCCGCCGCCGCCGCCGUCGCCAAGGGCCGCCGUCCUGUGUCCGCUGCAAGCGCAAGGCUCGACCAAUCCAUGCCCUCCUCAUCCUCAAGCCCUAGCACCAGCUCUUCAACCACCCGGCCCCACGGCAAGGACCAAAAGCUCGCGGCCUCGCGCAUCCGCCUCAUUCCAGUCCAGGUACGCUUAGGCCUCGCCGAUCCGCCGUGGAGCCGUGCCAGGAAGAGAUGAGCCCCCCGGUGGUGACGUCCGGAGGCGGAGGGACGCGAUGCUUGGGGCUUUCGGUACACUACUACCUGUAGCAGUGACCUAAACAACACUUGAUUCAAUUAUGGACGGAUUGGCUGGCCUCUUGAAAGUGCGGGUGGUUCGUGGGAUCAACCUAGCCUACCGCGAUGCAAGAGGCAGCGAUCCAUAUGUUGUCCUACGACUUGGCAAGAAGAAACUGAAGACAAGUGUGAAGAAGAGAUCUGUCAAUCCCAUCUGGCAUGAAGAGCUAACUUUGACGGUCACAAAUUCCAGUGAACCACUUAAGCUCGAGGUGUUUGACAAGGACACUUUCAGCAGAGAUGACCCUAUGGGAGACGCAGAGAUCGAUGUAGCACCCUUGAUGGAAGUUGUAAAUAUGAACCCGGAGGACAUUAGGAACGGCGCCAUCAUAAAGUCUGUCCGACCAAGCACCCGGAAUUGCCUUGCAGAUGAGAGCCAUGUUUGCUGGAGGAACGGUAGGUUUGUCCAAGACAUGAUUCUCCGGCUGAAGAACGUUGAGAGUGGAGAGAUACAGCUCCAGCUGCAAUGGGUAAACAUUUCUGGUGCCAAUUAAUCCGCUAUUUCCAAAGGAAAUCAUAGCUCUUCCUCCCAUUGCCAUGGGAAUCUUCUGAUCGAUGAGCACUAAAGGCUUGAUUUUGAUGACAUGUUGGGAUGCCUUCCUGUGUUUAUGUGGGAAAUGAAGCAUUCCAUUUCAAUCGCAUUUUCACCUGUUGUGAAUGUCGGAUUGUAACUUAACAAGCAAUGGGAUCAGGGUAGUCAAUGUUGGUAGGGGGAAAAGGGGAGAAAAUAAAGCGCUGCCGAAAUGUAUCCGGGUUACAAUUUGUAAAGUUUGGACAAAUAAUUGAACUCAAGUGGUAGGAUCCUGUUUUGGCAAAACCAUA